UCAGGAUCGAAACAGAGCGCAGAGAAGUGGAUCAGAUUCAGAGCACAUUAGUCACCAACUCUGCUCCACACAGCAUGGCUUUUGUCAGCAUGCCUGCACCUUCCCCUGUAUACACUGAACACACUCCAGCUCCUGCGAUGUUCCAGGCUCCACCUCAACCUGUGUACAGUAAUACUCAAGCUCCUGUAAUACCCCAGGGUGUACCAGUUGUGAUUCCCGCUCAGCCACCUGUAGCAGUAUUCCAGGCUCCUGGUGCUGUGGUAAUACAACCUUCUAUGUCAUCCUUUCCUGCACCAAUGAGCUGUGGUUUUUGCCAGAGGCAAAUUGUUACAAUGACCAAACCCAUUAAUGGACUCCUUACCUGGUUAAUUUCUGGGGUGCUCUUCUUCCUCUGCCUCUGGCCAUGCUGCUUGAUUCCUUUCUUUGUGGAAGCCUGUAAGGACGUCGAGCAUUCCUGCCCCAACUGCAGGAACGUUAUCCAUAUUUAUCAAAGGAUGUGAGAUGUUCCACACAGGAGAACUCAAAGGACUCUGGAAAACAUCAUAAACUGGAAUAAAGGCUGUAGAAAUAUAUAAUUUAACUAUUUAACUAUUUUAAAAGUUGAU
Messenger RNA from Clarias gariepinus (North African catfish), 605 nucleotides. Its product is annotated as lipopolysaccharide-induced tumor necrosis factor-alpha factor homolog. Lineage: Eukaryota; Metazoa; Chordata; Actinopteri; Siluriformes; Clariidae. The transcript is spliced from 4 exons. The coding region runs from base 75 to 500 and encodes 141 amino acids. The record is from RefSeq and is a predicted model, not a curated record. Gene Ontology annotation, molecular function: zinc ion binding.